Messenger RNA from Contarinia nasturtii (swede midge), 450 nucleotides. RefSeq lists its product as uncharacterized. Bases 1 to 450 code for a protein of 149 amino acids. The record is from RefSeq and is a predicted model, not a curated record. Lineage: Eukaryota; Metazoa; Arthropoda; Insecta; Diptera; Cecidomyiidae. The transcript is spliced from 5 exons.
AUGGAAAAUAGUCCCGACCGAUGGAAAACAUUUGGAAAAAUAUUUGGUUUGGCUGGUAUUUUUGGAGCUAUAUUAUUGGAGUCAUUUAUGUCCAUGAAUGACUUGAUUACCAGUCAAACUGAAGGUUACGAUCAAGAUCUUGUUUGUUUAGUUCGUAACGGUAUGUCAUUUAUAACGGUAAUGCAUGUAGCCGCAAGCGCUUCGUUGCUAUAUGGCAUCAUCAAAAAAAACAUCACAUAUAUCAAUGCAUCGUUGAUUACUUUUACCGUAUCAUCGGUUUAUUUGUUUUCAACGUUUCUUGCCUAUUGGCUCAACAGAGAAGACGGCUCACUUAAUAAUUUCGAUGUUUUCUUUAUUGUUACAUCGGUGGGUGAAAUAAUUUUCAAUUCUCUAGCUCGGAUGAUCGCCGUUAAAAAGAGUAACGGACUUGCAACAAUUCGAUCAAAUUGA